GUCUGUCGUUGACUGUCCACAUCAGAGAGUAGUUCAAAACACGUUCAGCUGUUUUCCGUCGUCUCGUGAAUAACAAAUUAACUAGUUUUUUUUUACCUAAUUGCAAACAAUUUUAUUCGUAAUUUCAUACGAAAGAAGUGCUCUCUAGUCUUAGUCGCACCAAAAGCAAUGCAAUGAAUUUUCAGGAAGGUCUGAUUGCUGCAUUUUCCGUCGUCGCUUCGCUGAUCAUUGUCCUUGUUGUGGUUUGUUUAGGUUGGUACCUGGUGUGGAAACUGUUCCUGUCCCGCUUCAAGCUAGUCCGUGAGCUAUUGGGACUGGCUCAAUCGACCGAUUCACCAACACACUCCGAGAACCUUUCCGGAGACGCAGGCAGUGGCAAAGCACGCAACGCCCGUAAGGUACGAAGAGAUUGA
This is a messenger RNA of Aedes albopictus (Asian tiger mosquito), 413 nucleotides long. RefSeq names its product small integral membrane protein 13. The record is from RefSeq and is a predicted model, not a curated record. The coding region runs from base 174 to 413 and encodes 79 amino acids. The transcript is spliced from 2 exons. NCBI's taxonomy places the organism in Eukaryota, Metazoa, Arthropoda, Insecta, Diptera, Culicidae.